UUCUGGAAGAGCAAGUCAUCGUACAGGAUUCCUACCAUGAGUAAUAAGGGGGCUUCACUGAAAGGUUUGUUGCUGGUGAUUCUUCUGGUGUCCAACACUAUCCUGACAAAGGAAGGAGUGACAUCCUUGCCGAUUUGCCCCAGUGGAUCUGUCAAUUGCCAGGUUUCCCUUGGGGAACUUUUUGACAGAGCAGUUAAACUUUCACACUACAUCCACUUCCUCUCUUCAGAAAUAUUCAAUGAAUUUGAUGAACGCUAUGCUCAGGGCCGGGGUUUUAUUACAAAAGCUAUUAACGGCUGCCACACUUCCUCCUUAACCACUCCUGAAGACAAGGAGCAAGCUCAGCAGAUUCAUCAUGAAGACCUACUGAAUUUAGUACUGGGAGUGCUGCGUUCCUGGAAUGAUCCCCUGAUCCAUCUGGUCUCUGAAGUACAAAGAAUCAAGGAAGCUCCAGACACCAUCCUCUGGAAGGCUGUAGAAAUUGAGGAACAAAACAAGCGGCUUCUAGAAGGAAUGAAGAAAAUAGUUGGGCGGGUUCAUUCUGGUGAGAUCGGAAAUGAAGUUUACUCUCAGUGGGAAGGCCUUCCAUCCCUGCAACUCGCUGAUGAGGACUCCAGACUCUUUGCCUUUUACAACCUGCUUCAUUGCCUCCGCAGAGAUUCACACAAAAUUGACAACUAUCUCAAGCUUCUAAAGUGUCGCCUAAUACAUGAUAGCAACUGUUGAGUAUUCAUGGGCCUAAUCACUUACUGAAAUCAUUCAUCAUGGUGUCCUUGUUGCUUUGGCACUUCAUAUUGCAAACUUUAUGAAAAGUCACACUGCAUAGUAUCAGGCUCAUCAGUACCUUUCAGGCAUGUUUGUGUGAAUUCUAGCUGCAACUAGAAGCACCAUUUAUCUUGACAUUUUAAAAUGUUAUAAAUUACUUGUAUGACAAGAAUACACUUUUCUGUCUAAUUUCACUUAAUAGUAUUUCAAUAAUAACCAGAUCAUGCAGAUACAAAUAAAAAUGUUAUUAAAUCCAAAA
Molecule: messenger RNA, 1024 nt
Organism: Eurypyga helias (sunbittern)
Lineage: Eukaryota; Metazoa; Chordata; Aves; Eurypygiformes; Eurypygidae
Gene: PRL
Product: prolactin
Exons: 5
Coding region: 37-726 (229 amino acids)
Biological process (GO): positive regulation of cell population proliferation; positive regulation of receptor signaling pathway via JAK-STAT; response to nutrient levels
Cellular component (GO): extracellular region
Molecular function (GO): hormone activity
Source: RefSeq, a predicted model, not a curated record